Molecule: messenger RNA, 668 nt
Organism: Zeugodacus cucurbitae (melon fly)
Lineage: Eukaryota; Metazoa; Arthropoda; Insecta; Diptera; Tephritidae
Product: general odorant-binding protein 99a
Exons: 2
Coding region: 97-576 (159 amino acids)
Biological process (GO): sensory perception of smell
Molecular function (GO): odorant binding
Source: RefSeq, a predicted model, not a curated record
ACAUACAGACAGACACUGUGGACUGCUUGUGGUUUUUAGCGUUCAACGGCUUCAACGACGAGUUUACUAUUCUCAGUUGCAAUUUGAACUUGGACAAUGCCACAAGCAAUGAAGUACACAGCGUUUAUUAUCAUUAUACUCUUCUCCACAUUAAUCGCGCUCAUCAACGCCGAUCACGAGGAGACAACGGAGGAUGAUUUCUUAAGCGCCGGCGAGCGUUGUUUUCAGCGUGAGCGCUUGGCUGCCUCCUAUCAGCGUCGUUUCGACAACUUUGAGUAUCCAGAUGAGGAGCCGGUACAUCGUUAUGUGCACUGCAUUUGGACUGAGUUGAAAUUAUGGAACGAUCGUACCGGUUUCAAUGUUGAACACAUAGCGGCACUUUAUCGCGAUAAGGCGAAUACGGAAGUGCUGGUGCCGAUAUUGAGCGAGUGCAAUCGGAAUACACAAAAUGAACCGACACUGAGGUGGUGUUAUAAGGCCUUCAAAUGUGUGCUCAACAGUCGGGUGGGUCAGUGGUUCAAGGAAGAUGUGGGUCGCAAGUUGCAUGAGAGACGUGUGGGAAAUCAUGUUGGUUGAGCUUCUUUGUUUUGAUUAAAACUUUACACAAAAAUACUCACAUAUUUGUUGAUAUUCGCAGAUAAGAAAGUACAUAUGUUUACAUAAAACUC